AUAUUUUAUUUAAAAAAAAUAUACUACUUUAUUUACAACAACAAAUUACUGCUAAUUAUUUAUUAGCAACAAUAACUUAUUUAAUUUAUGUCCAGUUUUGAAGUUUUGUGUUUGAGUGACGUUUACUGAGUUUUAGUCACCAAAAUAAUAAUGUUUGCUAUCGAGUUAUUCUUAAUUAAUUAAUCUUCUUUUACAUAUAUAUAUAUAUAUUAAUAUACUAGCUAAAAAAAUUUUCAAAUGGUUAGAAAAAGCACAGGCGGAGGUAAUUCUGUAGUUAAGGGCGGAGGGACGAUGCCCACGAACGAGGAGUGUGGAAUUCGCGAUGUCUGGGGACAUAAUCUCGAAGAAGAAUUUCGUACAAUACGUCAAGUUGUACAACAGUAUCCCUAUGUCGCGAUGGACACUGAGUUUCCUGGAGUUGUUGCCCGGCCAAUAGGUGAAUUUAGAACCAGUGCUGAUUAUCAGUAUCAAUUAUUGCGGUGUAAUGUUGACUUGCUGCGGAUUAUUCAAUUAGGACUCACAUUUUUAAAUGAGUCGGGUAAUACUCCUGGUGGUGGUUACACCACAUGGCAGUUUAAUUUCAAAUUCAAUCUGCAAGAAGAUAUGUAUGCACAAGACAGUAUAGACAUGUUACAAAACAGCGGAAUUCAAUUUAAAAAACACGAAGAAGAGGGAAUCGAUCCAUUGGAAUUCGCUGAAUUAUUAAUGACAUCAGGAAUAGUUCUGAUGGAUGACAUCAAAUGGCUGUCAUUUCACUCUGGUUAUGAUUUCGGUUACUUAUUGAAACUUCUUACUGAUCAGAAUUUACCCCAAGAGGAAAGCGAAUUUUUUGAAUUACUCAGGAUAUAUUUUCCGACAAUUUAUGACGUCAAAUAUCUCAUGAAAUCCUGCAAAAAUUUGAAAGGGGGAUUACAGGAAGUUGCUGAGCAAUUGGAAUUACAGAGAGUUGGCCCCCAGCAUCAAGCAGGUUCUGAUUCACUUUUGACUGGAAUGGUUUUCUUUAAAAUGCGUGAGAUGUUCUUCGAAGAUAAUAUCGACGAUGCCAAAUAUUGCGGGCAUCUAUACGGACUGGGUACGUCAUUCGUCGUCAAUGGCACUGGUGGCUAUCUUGAAAGCAAUGGCGACAACUCGUCAUCUUCAUAAAACCAUCAGCAAAAGCAAUAAAUAAAAAAAAAAUAAACAACAAAUAUAUAAACCCACCACCAAAAAGUAAAAUAAAAGCCAGUUCUAUGUGGUAAUUAUUUUACCCAUAGCUUUUAAAAAACUUUAUAAGCGAAACAAUUAGUUUGAGUAAUUAAGUAAUACUAGUAAAAAAAAAAAAUUCAAAUUA
This is a messenger RNA of Microplitis demolitor, 1330 nucleotides long. It is a transcript of the gene Pop2, whose product is annotated as CCR4-NOT transcription complex subunit 7. Lineage: Eukaryota; Metazoa; Arthropoda; Insecta; Hymenoptera; Braconidae. Gene Ontology annotation, cellular component: CCR4-NOT complex; P-body; CCR4-NOT core complex. The record is from RefSeq and is a predicted model, not a curated record. Bases 238 to 1143 code for a protein of 301 amino acids. The transcript is spliced from 7 exons. Gene Ontology annotation, molecular function: poly(A)-specific ribonuclease activity; nucleic acid binding.